GGAGGGAAGGAGUGAGUGAGUGAGAAAGAGAAGAGAAAGAAAGAAAGAAGGAGAGAGAGAAAGAGUGGGAGAGAGAAAGCGAAAGACAAGCUAGAGUACUAGUAAUAAACGUCGCCGAAUGUCUACCAAUUAGGGAAGGAAAAAAUACCAUAAAGAAAGUUUAAGCCUUUUUUCGGGAAAUAACAUAAGACUAGACGAUAUAGUCUAUAACAUAGUUUGGGACUAUUAUAUUGGGGGAAAGAAACCCUGCUGAACAUACUAAAUACAUGAUCAUGACGGCAGCUGUUGAUAUGAAACCAACGUUAACCAUAAUAAAAUCUGAGAAAGUGGAAGUAGACCUGGACUGCGGGGAUAUGCCGCUCCUCACGCCUGGAAGCAAGGAGAUGAUGUCACAGGCUCUCAAAGCCACCUUCAGCGGCUUCACCAAAGAACAGCAGAGACUGGGAAUCCCCAAAGAUCCCAGACAAUGGACAGAGGAUCAUGUCAGGGAGUGGUUGACAUGGACAGUGAAUGAGUUCACCCUGAAGAACGUGGACUUCCACAAAUUCUGCAUGAACGGGGCCAGCCUGUGUGCGCUAGGGAAGGACCGCUUCCUUGACCUCGCUCCCGACUUUGUUGGGGACAUCCUUUGGGAACAUCUUGAAAUGCUGCAGAAAGAAGACACAAAACAUUUCCCAAUCAACGGCUUGACCUCCACCUUCCAGGAAUCCCGCUAUACCUCAGACUACUUUGUCAGCUAUGGCAUUGAGCAUGCCCAAUGUGUGCCGCCCUCAGAGUACACAGAACCUGGCUUCAUCACAGAGUCCUACCAGACCCUGCACCCAAUCAGCUCAGAGGACCUGCUGUCACUCAAAUACGAGAACGAAUCGUACCCCAACGUCAUCCUGCGGGACACGCCCCUGAACCCGCUGCAGGGGGAUUACUUUCCCAUCAAACAGGAGGUUGUCUCUCCCGACAACAUGUGUGUGGGCCGCAUGAGCAGAGGGAAAUUGGGCGGUCAGGACUCGUUUGAGAGCAUUGAUAGCUUCGAGAGCUGCGACCGCCUGACGCAGUCCUGGAGCAGCCAGUCGUCCUUCAGCAGCCUGCAGCGAGUGCCUUCCUACGACAGCUUCGACUCAGAGGAGUACCCCAGCGCCCUGCACAGCCACAAGCCCAAGGGCACCUUCAAGGACUACGUGCGCGAGCGCUCGGACCUCAGCAAGGACAAGCCCGUCAUCCCAGCUGCUGCCCUGGCCGGCUACACAGGCAGUGGACCCAUACAGCUGUGGCAGUUUCUCCUGGAGCUCCUGACCGAUAAGUCUUGCCAGUCCUUCAUCAGCUGGACGGGAGAUGGCUGGGAGUUCAAGCUCUCUGACCCAGAUGAGGUGGCGCGCAGGUGGGGAAAGAGGAAAAACAAGCCCAAGAUGAACUACGAGAAGCUGAGUCGAGGCCUACGCUACUACUACGACAAGAACAUCAUCCACAAGACGUCGGGAAAACGUUACGUCUACCGCUUCGUUUGUGACUUGAAAAGCCUGCUCGGCUACACGCCCGAGGAGCUACACGCCAUGUUGGACGUUAAGCCCGACAAUGACGAGUGAAGGGGGAAACAAGCGAAGACAACCUGGGACCAGAGAAGUAAUCGCUCACUAAUUCCACCACCCCAUCGGGCAGAACGUGUCCGGUAUUUUCCAAUCACAGUCUGACUAAACUCAUCUUUGUGGUUUAAAGAAAAAAAGUUCGUUUUUUUUGUUUUGAGUUCUGCUCAGAUAUAUUUUUUAGAAAAAAAGCAGGCCUCAAGAAGAUAAAAAGUGCACCAAAGUUCAUACUGUUGCAUCGAGAGACAAUGUGUCUUAUGUUAUGUCUCUUAUGCGUCUCUGGGGUGGAAGGAUAGAAAUCUGUACAGAUGCUGGAUUCUACCACUUGUACAGCUUACCUCUCACUCAGGUAGCAGAAAGCAGUCAACAGGAUGGCAUGGGGCCAUAAAAGUGAGAUGGUUUAAUUCUCAUCAGACACUGCAUGGACAGGGCACGUGUUCCUAUUAUAAAUAUGUGGCCAAAAUUGAGAAGUUUUGAGAAUUAUGUAUUAUAUUACCUUACACACACUGUCUUAGCCGUCCUAAUCAUGGGAGGCAAUGGUAUGAGUUUUAACAUAUGGACCAAAAUAUGUGUUUGCUUUAUUUCAGUUGUUUCACUUAAUUUCAGCUGUUUGUGCCAGUAUUAUUUUAAUGUACAUCUUUUUUUUAGAUUUUUUCCCCUUGAGGGUUGUUACAUUGCUUAUGUAACUUUCCAGAAAAAUGAAGGUAUUCAGAAAUCAAAUGUUUUUUUUUCUGUCAUAGGUAGAGAUUUUGAGUUUCUUUUAAGUGAGGCGCUAAGCAGAAAUGGUAUUGGGAUGGUGACAGACUCGCGUCUCGCUCAUUCGUCUCUGAGCCCGUUAGCUUUACUCAAACCGAGAGAAGAGUUGUUGACACAACUGAAAGUGGCCGUUGCUUUUCAACGGUGACUGCCAGCGCUCGCGCUCACACAGACGCCUGCCACUUCGCAGCAAACAAGUACAGCUAUAACUCAUCCAGACACUGCAGAUGUGCACACUCAACCACCAGUCGCACUAUCGCAGCCAAGCGCGUCCUUUUGUUACGGGUGCAGAAGACAUCAUUGCCCGACUUUGUUUUAGUCUGCGUUGCCUCAAAGUAGCAGACAGUAUUUAAUAUGCCAUUCUCAGAGCUAAUAUUAGUCUAGUCCACAUGGAGAGAAAUGUACAUGUGAUUGUGAUGGUGAUACUAGAAGAGUCACUUAGAAAAGAAAAUGAUCCAUAUCAAUCAUUGAAACUCAGAGAAAAAGAUAGGGAGGUAUAGCAAGAUCAAGAACGAGAUUCUACUAAUGAAACUGAAUGAAAACCUUGGCUAUUGGAUCUGACGCUUUGUCAUUGGAAAGUAAAGGAAAGUAAGUUGAAAAGUUCUGAGUGGGUGUUUGGUAUUGAGAGUGGGGAAGCCUUGGUGAGUGAAGAAAGAAUUCAUAGAUUUGGUAACAGUUUGGUGUUGUGACCAAGUAAGAGAACAGGGAGUUCUAGAAUAUGUCAUAAUGUCUGAUAUUGAGAUGGCAAGCUCUUGUUAUGGAAAUCUCUGUGCAACUGCAAUGACUAAAUCAUUGGUACACUUUGUGAAAGGCUUCUGCUAAUGCACUGGUAAUGAGUCAAAAUGCACAGUUUCUCUUUUGGCUUCUAGUUUCCUUUCCCCUCUUUCCUUCGAAGGAGACUCUUAUUGGAUAAAGGAGGGCACUAGAAGCAGUGGCAGCUCGCAGGCAUUAAAAUGUUUUCUGAUUCAGUUCAGUUCUCUUAUUGAAAAGUCCUAUGAACUUCCAGUAUGUUCUGUAUUUUUGUGUAAUAGAAAAUAAGUAAUUGUGACUGCCAUCGUUGUGUUUAUUACGGUGAUUGUUUUGUUUUGUUUUUCCCACUGAAGUGCUGCCAUUUUUGAUUGCGCUCCAAUGUGGGAAGAGCACAGUACACUGGCCUUAUGGGGCAAGCCAAAGUCAAGAAAUUUCAUCUUAAAAAACAAAUGUUAUUGUUUACAGUAGCUGAAUGUUACUCAUCCUGAUUAGAAUAGCUCUCCAAACUGUCUGUUUGUACAGAUUGUAUUUCAUAACCCUUUAUUAAAAUAUCUAGAUGAAACAAAUAAACAAUCGACAAAGCAGAAAUAAUAACCAACCCAUGUGAGGUCUGAGAGUGUUAAGCAUCAGGCUCAUCUUCCCCUUUGGAGAAUGGAAGCCAGGGGACCAACCGCUUUGUGUUUUACUUUAUCCAUUCCACAGCGUCCGUUCUAUUUUGUGUUCACAUAGAGCUCGGACCACCCUCCUCUGUGGAAGUACAGUGCCUGUCGUUCCUCAUGUAAGGGUCAUGAUGCGUGUAGACAAUAUCAUCCUAUCCUUACGUUUGCAUUACUUAUCAAAGUAAUUGGUAUAAGAUUCAGGAUUUUUUUUUUAUUCUUUGUAUUCUGUUGUGUUAGUUGAAGUUUUAUGACAGGGAAGAGUCCUUAUCACAAGCUCAAGUGAAGAAUUGUUCUCAUUCAGCCGGUUACAGUGUUGAGCGGUUUGUCGUUUGUUUUUUGUAUGCAUACGAUAUAAGCAUAUGCAUAUGAUAUAAAAGGAUAUGCAUCUGUAAUGAUAAAGAAGGUAUAUCAAUAACAAUGACAUUUUGGCAAAAAUCUAUGUACCAGAGUACUUCAAAAUAGAAGUAUAUAACUGAUAUUGAUAAGGAAAGCGUUUUUUUUGUUUUGUUUGUUUUUUUGUAUAUUUUAUAGUGUUUCUGUAUUUUUUGUUAAAUGAAAAUUUUAAUGUAUUUUAGUUCACAAACAUUUGAAUAUUUUUCAAUAAUUUAUAUUUUAUAACUUUGAAAUAUGAGAUGCAGACAGCUGGUGCUUUCAUGGGAAAUAAAGGUAGCACAGGACAAAAUGUAGCGAUGUUUUUUUUUUCUUUUUUAUACAAAAAAUAUAUGAAAUUUGAAGACCUGUCUGCUUAUAUACAGUUGUUUAAGAGAGAAAGGCUGAUGCUGGCCCAUCAUUAUGUUCUGCUGGAAAGUUUUAUAAACUGUAGCUUCUAUUGUACUUCAAAUUGUUAUGUUAUAAAAUAUAUGUAAAAAAGA
Molecule: messenger RNA, 4614 nt
Organism: Alosa sapidissima (American shad)
Lineage: Eukaryota; Metazoa; Chordata; Actinopteri; Clupeiformes; Clupeidae
Gene: ets1
Product: v-ets avian erythroblastosis virus E26 oncogene homolog 1
Exons: 8
Coding region: 267-1580 (437 amino acids)
Biological process (GO): cell differentiation; regulation of transcription by RNA polymerase II
Cellular component (GO): nucleus
Molecular function (GO): sequence-specific DNA binding; DNA-binding transcription factor activity, RNA polymerase II-specific
Source: RefSeq, a predicted model, not a curated record